Chiloscyllium plagiosum (whitespotted bambooshark) is the source of this 2516-nucleotide messenger RNA. The record is from RefSeq and is a predicted model, not a curated record. Lineage: Eukaryota; Metazoa; Chordata; Chondrichthyes; Orectolobiformes; Hemiscylliidae.
ACGAGCUGUUACCGAGCGCUCCAGGUUGCGACAGACUGCUUUAACCAUGUCAUUCAAGAAGGAGAAGAGCGAGCCAACAGAGAGCUCGGAGCAUCAGCAAGAUUGUAAUACAAUGAGCUUCGAUCAAGAGAUGAAAGAGUCAACUGAACAGCCUCCCAAAAUGAUCGACACCAGUUGCACCCAAAUCAGCUUGACAGGGACGUUCAUGACUGCAGAGAUGCCAUUUGAUACUCAUCAGGAGGAGAAAAUCCCUGUUCCUAAUAGCAGCUCGACUCGAUUAAGCUUUCGGAAGCUCUGGGCCUUCACAGGGCCUGGCUUUCUGAUGAGUAUUGCAUACCUGGAUCCAGGAAACAUUGAAUCUGACCUUCAGUCUGGGGCUAUUGCAGGAUUUAAGAGUGAGCCAGUAUGCACUCCUCAAGCGGAAACAGAUGAACAUGAAUUUUUGGUUUGUUGGGAUCCUGCUGUGCGCAUUUGCUGCCACACAGAUGCUGACAGCACCUUGAACUCAAAGUCCAGAGAAGUGAACCGAGCCAAUAAGAACGAAGUGAAGGAGGCGAAUCGCUACUACUUAAUCGAAGCCUGCAUGGCUUUGUUGCUGUCGUUCAUCAUCAACGUCUUUGUGGUCUCAGUGUUUGCCGAAGCGUUUUAUCAUAAGACCAAUGGGCAGGUGCACGAAGUGUGCGCCAACAGCAGUAGUCCACACUCUGACCUCUUCCCGAACAAUAACAGCACUCUCAGUGUCGACAUCUACAAAGGGGGCGUUGUGUUGGGCUGUUACUUUGGUGCUGCUGCUCUCUACAUCUGGGCCAUUGGUAUCCUGGCCGCAGGUCAGAGUUCGACCAUGUCGGGGACAUAUACAGGACAAUUCGUCAUGGAGGGUUUCUUGAACCUCAAGUGGUCUCGUUUCACCCGUGUUGUCUUCACACGGACAAUCGCAAUUACCCCCACCCUGUUGGUGGCUGUUUUCCAAAAUGUGGACACGCUGACAGGAAUGAAUGACUUGCUGAAUGUUCUGAUGAGUUUGCAGCUGCCAUUUGCAUUGAUCCCGGUAUUGACGUUUACCAGCAUGGGCUCAGUCAUGCACGACUUCGCUAAUGGGCUAGUGUGGAAGAUCAUCGGGGGAUUUAUCAUUCUGAUCAUCUGCUGCAUUAACAUAUAUUUUGUGAUCGAUUAUGUGAGGAGUCUGCAUGCGAUGGCAUUCUACAUUGUGGUUGCAGUCAUAGCAGUUGCCUACCUGUCUUUUAUAAGUUACUUGGUGUGGUUUUGUUUGGUUGCGAUGGGUGUCCAGACCUUAGCCUGUGGACGUACGGUGAGCGUGAGCAGGGUGAUGAUCUUGGAAGAUCAGAAGCAGACAUUCCGUCGGACAGGAUCACAGCGCUCGGCAGACACUAGUACCUUCCAGUGAAGACUGUAUCUGCGGGAGUCACGGGAAGUGUUUAUUUUGCUGACAGAGCAUUUCUCAAAUGGGAACAAGUCCACGGAUUUACUGUAAAUAAAUGAUUGUCACGAAUCAUGAUCAGGAGUUGUAUUGGUGCCCGAUUCAGGAGACGAUGAUGAUGCAAUUGAUUUUAAUGACAAGUAAACAUCUUAAUUUCCACUUGACUUCCAUCUGACCACUGCAAACUGAAGAUACGGUCCCAGGAUCUGGAGGUGAAACCAAUGCCCGCUCUGUUACGAUGCCAAUAAUGCCAGUGGGCAGUGCCGGUGACAUUGAAUUUCCGAGGUGUUUCUCUGGGCUCAGCUGUGUUAGUGGGGGCUAACUUGCUUCCAGGUAGGCCCACGUUGGAUGAUUGUUAAAAUAAUAUUUAUUGAAUUGACACCCUUCACAGCAGAGUGUGAAGCAGAGGGCAUUCUAGGAGAUACAAGGUGCCUUGCCUGUGGUAGGGAGUCCCCUGACUGUCAGGCUGAGAAACCCUGGACCACGUCAAUGCCAGUGAGUUUAGCGGUGUCACUCAGAGUGGUUUCAGGUUCCAGCUCCCAGACCAAAAGCGCCACAGCCUGGCUGCGAGCCUUCUCUGUCUGAUGUGAAUGCUGAACCAGUUUUUACCAGAGAAAGAAAGAUUUCUUAAGGUGGGAAACGAUGUGAGAUGGGAGGAGGCAAGACAGAGAGAGAGAGAGACAGGAGGAAUCAAGAGAGAGGUGGAGGGAGCAAGAGAGAGAGAAAGGAGGAGAAAAGAGAGAGGAGGCGGCAAGAAGGAAGCAAGACAAGGCAAGAGGGAGAGGUAGAACGAGGGUGACAUGAUCACUGUGCCAUGAGAGCCCUUGCUACUCCAGGGCAUUGUGGCCAUGCCACUGAUGCCCCUUUGGUGGUUCUGGAGGCCCUGUUAGUGCCCGCCUGUUUGUCUCACCCAGUUUAUGCACUCCCUUCGCUGGGUGAUCGUUGGUGCAUCAAGGGAGGAGGGAGGUGAGUGCCUGUGGAUUGUCACGUGGUAUAAUUCUGUCAAUGUUUGCCGUUGUAUUUUGAAAUGAUCCCGAAUUAUUGUAAGCUGUAGAUUCUCAAAAAUAAAUAAAUGAAU